AUGGGAGGUAGGAAGGGAGGUAACGGAGUCAGCUCGGACGGUUGGGGUAAGGUGGAGGGAAACGGUGGAGGAGGAGAGGGCGUCGAGGAGGUACUAGGUAGAGUGCCAGAGAGCGGUGGCCGGCCAGUGGUUAAUGGCGGAGGAGAUGAGGCAUGGCUUGUUGGGGGAAACAUAGUCGCGGAGGAAAUGAAGAGGCGUAGGUGGACAGAGGAGGCGAGGAAGAGUGAUGGUUCUUCUGCUGUUGGAGGAAGAGGAAGACCAUUGGCUGCUGUGAGAGGGAGAGUGAGAGGAGGAGGGAGAGGAAGUGGAAGAGGGACAGACUUGUUUCAGGAAAGCUUUAGGAAGAGUGAUGGUUCUUCUGCUGUUGGAGGAAGAGGAAGACCAUUGGCUGCUGUGAGAGGGAGAGUGAGAGAAGGAGGGAGAGGAAGUGGAAGAGGGACAGACUUGUUUCAGGAAAGCUUUGUUAGAAUGUCAGCUUGCGCAGAGUCAAGCUCAAUGGGACCAUGA
Molecule: messenger RNA, 507 nt
Organism: Ipomoea nil (Japanese morning glory)
Lineage: Eukaryota; Viridiplantae; Streptophyta; Magnoliopsida; Solanales; Convolvulaceae
Product: heterogeneous nuclear ribonucleoprotein A1, A2/B1 homolog
Exons: 4
Coding region: 1-507 (168 amino acids)
Source: RefSeq, a predicted model, not a curated record